AAAUAAAAAGAGAAAAUGAGAUAUGCAUUUCUCAAAUCAAAAUUAAAUACUAAAAUACAAGACAGAAAUAAAUACAAAUGCAUUCUUAUCUUAACUCUCACUCAACCCUCAUUCCUCGUCUCUCUCUUUCUUUUUAUCCUUUGGUUCCCUUUUACAUAUCUCACCUUGCUCUUCCACAAGAUUAGAAUCCAUGAUCGUGCAGGAGAGUCAAAGAUGGAGGAUUGCAACAGAGGCCAAGACUAUUUCUCUGCCCAAGACCAUGAGGCAACAUCUGCCAAAUAUGGAGGACUUGCGCCAAAGAAGAAGCCUUUGAUUUCAAAGGAUCAUGAACGUGCCUUCUUUGAUUCAGCAGAUUGGGCACUAUGCAAGCAAGGUGCAGGGGUGAAUCCCAAAUCAACAGCAGCAGUGGAGACCUUACGACCAAAACUCCAGAGAACACCACACCAGCAGCUACCCCCAAGACGACCUGCUUGUACAUCUGGUCAUGAAUGAUAUACAGCCUCCCGGAGCAUGGAUUCGUCGAGGGCUCAAAGUAGUUUGUUGUUUGAGAGGAUUAAUGUUGAUUACCAAGCUAUAUAUAUAAUUAAGCAUUGAAAUUGGCUGAAUGUAAUAAUUGUCACGUAGCUUUUAUAAUAAGAGCACGUAGUUCUUCUCUCUAAA
This is a messenger RNA of Malus domestica (apple), 660 nucleotides long. RefSeq lists its product as uncharacterized. The record is from RefSeq and is a predicted model, not a curated record. Lineage: Eukaryota; Viridiplantae; Streptophyta; Magnoliopsida; Rosales; Rosaceae.